AUGCCACCCUUCUCCCCUUUCUGCCUCUCGAUCUCCCCUUGCCUCCUCUCGAUCUCCGCUUUCCGCCUUUCGAUCUCCGCUUUCCACCUCUCGAUCUCCCCUUUUCGCCUCUCGAUCUGCCCUUUCCGCCUCUCGAUCUCCUCUUUCCGCCUCACGAUCUCCGCUUUCCGCCUCUCGAUCUCCGCUUUCCGCCUCUCGAUCUCCCCUUUCCGCCUCUCGAUCUCCCCUUUCCGCCUCUCGAUCUCCCCUUUCCGCCUCCCCAUCUCCCCUUUCCGCCUCUCGAUCUCCCCUUUCCGCCUCCCCAUCUCCCCUUCACGCCUUCCAAUCUCCCUUUUCGCCUCCCAGUCUCCCCUUUCCGCCUCCCAAUCUCCCCUUUCCGCCUCCCAAUCUCCCCUUUCCCGCCUCCCAAUCUCCCCUUUCCGCCUCUCAAUCUCCCCUUUCCGCCUCCCAAUCUCCCCUUUCCGCCUCCCAAUCUCCCUUUUCGCCUCCCAAUCUCCCCUUUCCGCCUCCCAAUCUCCCCUUUCCGCCUCCCAAUCUCCCCUUUCCGCCUCCCAAUCUAAACUUUCCGAUUUCCCCUUUUCCGCCGCCCAAUCUCUACUACCCGCUUCUCACUCUCCCUCCCUUCCCGCGUCUCAAUCUCCCCUUCCCGCCUCCCGGUCUCCCCUUCACGCCUCUCAUUUAAAAAAUACCCGCCUCCCAUUAUCCCCAUCUCCCCAUCCCUGCAUCCCACUCUCCCCAUCCCUGCAUCCCCAUCUCCGCCUCCCAUUCUCCCAUUCCCUCCCUUCCCUCCCUUCCCUCCCUUCCCUCCCUUCUCUCCCUUCCCUCCCUUCUCUCCCUUCUCUCCCUUUCCUCCCUUCUCUCCCUUCUCUCCCUUCUCUCCCUUCUCGUCCUCCCCUCUCUCCCUUCUCUCUCUCCCUUCCCUCCCUUCCCUCCCUUCUCUCCCUUCCCUCCCUUCUCUCCCUUAUCCCCUUCCCUCCCUUCCCUCCCCUCUCUCCCUUCUCUCCCUUCCAUCCCUUCCCUCCCUUCCCUCCCUUCCCUCCCUUCUCUCCCUUCCCUCCCUUCUCUCCCUUCCCUCCCUUCUCUCCCUUCUCUCCUAAACCUCCCUUCCCUCCCUUCCCUCCCUUCUCUCCCUUCCCUCCCUUCUCUCCCUUCCCUCCCUUCUCUCAUUUCCCUCCCUUCUCUCCUUUCCCUCCCUUCUCUCCCCCCCUACAUUCUGCUCCAUCCCUCAGGACUGCCCCCAUCAGCGCCAACCCUCUCUGCGCCCCUUUUCUGUCUCCCCCUUUUCUCCUCUCUUUCUGCCCUUCCGUCCUACCUCUUCAUCCUCACCCAUCCAUCCCGCUUCCCCAUCUCCUCAACCCCUCUUCCCUUCCCCUCCCUGCAUCCCCAUCUCCCCACCCUGCGUACCUCUCUCCCCUUCCUGCUUCCCCAUAUCCACUGCAUAUUUCCCCAUCUCCCCUCCCUGCAUCCCCAUCUUCCCUCCCUGCAUCCCCGUCUCCCCUCCCUGCAUCCCCAUCUCCCCUCCCUGCAUCCCCAUCUCCCCUCCCUGCAUCCCCUUCUCCCCUCCCUGCAUCCCCAUCUCCCCUCCCUGCAUCCCCAUCUCCCCUCCCUGCAUCCCCAUCUCCCCUUCCUGCAUCCCCAUCUCCCCUCCCUGCAUCCCCAUCUCCCCUCCCUGCAUCCCCAUCUCCCCUCCCUGCAUCCCCAUCUCCCCUCCCUGCAUCCCCAUCUCCCCUCCCUGCAUCCCCAUCUCCCCUCCCUGCAUCCCCAUCUCCCCUCCCUGCAUCCCCAUCUCCCCUUCCUGCAUCCCCUUCUCCCCUCCCUGCAUCCCCAUCUCCCCUCCCUGCAUCCCCGUCUCCCCUCCCUGCAUCCCCGUCUCCCCUCCCUGCAUCCCCGUCUCCCCUCCCUGCAUCCCCAUCUCCCCUCCCUGCAUCCCCAUCUCCCUUCCCUGCAUCCCCAUCUCCCCUCCCUGCAUCCCCAUCUCCCCUUCCUGCAUCCCCUUCUCCCCUCCCUGCAUCCCCAUCUCCCCUCCCUGCAUCCCCGUCUCCCCUCCCUGCAUCCCCGUCUCCCCUCCCUGCAUCCCCAUCUCCCCUCCCUGCAUCCCCAUCUCCCCCUCCCUGCAUCCCCAUCUCCCCUCCCUGCAUCCCCUUCUCCCCUCCCUGCAUCCCCAUCUCCCCUCCCUGCAUCCCCGUCUCCCCCUCCCUGCAUCCCCGUCUCCCCUCCCUGCAUCCCCAUCUCCCCUCCCUGCAUCCCCAUCUCCCCUCCCUGCAUCCCCAUCUCCCCUCCCUGCAUCCCCGUCUCCCCUCCCUGCAUCCCCGUCUCCCCUCCCUGCAUCCCCAUCUCCCCUCCCUGCAUCCCCAUCUCCCUUCCCUGCAUCCCCAUCUCCCCUCCCUGCAUCCCCAUCUCCCCUUCCUGCAUCCCCUUCUCCCCUCCCUGCAUCCCCAUCUCCCCUCCCUGCAUCCCCGUCUCCCCUCCCUGCAUCCCCGUCUCCCCUCCCUGCAUCCCCAUCUCCCCUCCCUGCAUCCCCAUCUCCCCUCCCUGCAUCCCCAUCUCCCCUCCCUGCAUCCCCUUCUCCCCUCCCUGCAUCCCCAUCUCCCCUCCCUGCAUCCCCGUCUCCCCUCCCUGCAUCCCCGUCUCCCCUCCCUGCAUCCCCAUCUCCCCUCCCUGCAUCCCCAUCUCCCCUCCCUGCAUCCCCGUCUCCCCUCCCUGCAUCCCCGUCUCCCCUCCCUGCAUCCCCGUCUCCCCUCCCUGCAUCCCCAUCUCCCUUCCCUGCAUCCCCAUCUCCCCUCCCUGCAUCCCCAUCUCCCCUCCCUGCAUCCCCUUCUCCCCUACCUGCAUCCCCAUCUCCCCUCCCUGCAUCCCCGUCUCCCCUCCCUGCAUCCCCGUCUCCCCUCCCUGCAUCCCCGUCUCCCCUCCCUGCAUCCCCAUCUCCCUUCCCUGCAUCCCCAUCUCCCCUCCCUGCAUCCCCAUCUCCCCUUCCUGCAUCCCCUUCUCCCCUCCCUGCAUCCCCGUCUCCCCUCCCUGCAUCCCCGUCUCCCCUCCCUGCAUCCUCCCUAA
Closterium sp. Yama58-4 is the source of this 3051-nucleotide messenger RNA. NCBI's taxonomy places the organism in Eukaryota, Viridiplantae, Streptophyta, Zygnematophyceae, Desmidiales, Closteriaceae. The record is from the annotation of a GenBank genome assembly.